Mytilinidion resinicola is the source of this 2618-nucleotide messenger RNA. RefSeq lists its product as uncharacterized. Lineage: Eukaryota; Fungi; Ascomycota; Dothideomycetes; Mytilinidiales; Mytilinidiaceae. Gene Ontology annotation, biological process: DNA-templated transcription; regulation of DNA-templated transcription. The record is from RefSeq and is a predicted model, not a curated record. The coding region runs from base 197 to 2338 and encodes 713 amino acids. The transcript has 4 exons. Gene Ontology annotation, molecular function: DNA binding; zinc ion binding; DNA-binding transcription factor activity, RNA polymerase II-specific.
CUGUCGCAAACCACUUCAACCACGCGCCCGAACAUGCGACCAUUUGCCUCGACGCCCGCCCAUGCCAAUUCACCUCCAUAACCACACUAGCCAUCCGCCGAAGUCGCGCCUUGCUGCCCUCACCACUUCUUGCCGUGCUCCAUAGCUCCGCCGCUAUAUACAUAGUACCAACUGGCAAUUCUAAUAGAACGGGCCCAUGUCAUCCUACCCUCCUCCUCCCCAGGCCGAAGACACCCACUACGCGCCUAUAUACCCAGCAGCGCCGAGCUCCCAGCUGGAAAAUGGCCACCAACCGCAGAUGCACUACAGUUCACAGCUCAACCAGAACAUCUUCCCCAAGAUUGAAUCGUUGAGCGAUGUCCUACAACAACAAGCCAAUCAGGCAAACCAUGCCUUGACAGACCAGCGAAACAUACUCCAGAAUGUAGGAGACGCGCACAAUUCGAAGCCUAAUAGGUUGCGCAAGGCAUGCGAUUCAUGCAGCAUCCGGAAAGUGAAGUGUGAUGAAUCUGGACCGCCAUGUAAAGCUUGCGCAGCUCUAGAGAUCCCCUGCACAUUCGAUCGACCAAGCCGGAGGAGAGGUCCUCCUAAUCGUCACGCAGAAGCAAUAAAGAAGAGGCGCUUGGAGGGAGGAGGGUCGGAACACCUGUCAGGACCAUCGACGCCCUCGUCUCCGACAAAUGCCGCCCACGCGUUGGCUCAACUGUCAUCUCAUCCAACCCACCUGUCUGCCGAGUCCAUCUGCUCACUCCCCACGGUUCAUGCCUUGAUAGAUGACUUCUUCACUUACAUUCAUCCGCUCUGUCCGUUUCCACAUGAACCGUCGUUCCGAGAAGCAUGGGGACGGCGAGAGGACUACACGAACCCAGCGUUUCUAGCCUUGCUGGCUUCAAUGAUCGCAGUACUAGUGGCUUCUUUCCCACGGAAACCACGAUUACAUCUCAAGACCCAAACAAAGGACCACUUUCCUACCCAUCUGGCUCUUGUGGACAAGUGUCGAGAAGUAUGCGCCCAGGCGCGGGGACCUGGAUACCUGGAUCGACCUGGCUUGAAUGUUUACGACGCGUGCACCAGCUACUUCCUCGCAUUGACAGGAGCGUACACAUUCCAGUGGAGGCCGUGUCGGCUUUACUUUGGAGAGUGUUUCACUAUUCUUCGAUCGCUGGGGCUUCAUAAAGCCAAAGGACCAGGGCAAUCGGAGCUGGGUGCGCUUCCAGCGGUUCUCGGAGCGAAUGGACAGAGUCCUGAGGGGCCAAGAGACGAAUUGGUUGAUAAGAUCACGGAGCAGAUGGGCCGAAGAAUCUUUUGGACUAUGUUUGUAGGCGUACGGACUAUGCAGCAAUUUGGAGCUUCCUUUGGUGAGCUAACUAUUCUACCGCAAACCCCGAGUGAGGUGCUUCCUCCCUUGCCCGCAGAGGUAGAUGAUCAGUACAUCUUCCCAGCCUACAUAUCACCACAACCAGAAGGUAUACCUUCGCUAAUGACUGGAUUCAUCGCAAACGUGCGUAUUUAUAACUCGUAUUCCAUCCUUUCGACCAUGGAAAUGGCCUUUGGUAUGGGCGAGAUAUUUGAUUGGGAGCGGCAGAAACGAAUUAUCGACCACUCGUUGCAGACUUGCAAGCGAGCUCUGGAAGGAAUACCCGAAGUUCUACGAGUCUUACCAAAGGACACCAAAGACGGACGGUUCGGUCAACGAAAACAGCCUUAUUAUCCCCCAAUGCCGGAAUACAUGAGCGCUAGAGACCGGGCGCUCGUAGAAUUCGAUCACGAGGGCUCGGUUGAGGGAAGACGCUCAGUGCAGUUUGAGAUCGAGAAGGCGAACAUAUACGUCAGUCAUCUAAGCAGCCGCUCGUACCUUGUAGAGAAGUAUUUCAUUUACUUGGAGAACUCCCGCAAGCCAAGGAGCCAGUUCAAUUCGCCGGGCGCGCUGGCGUCGGGUUUUGAUAGUCUGCUUCCUGCUCCGACGGGGGAAUAUGACUCUCUAGAGCAAGAAAUGGCGGCAGAGCGCGAGAACGUUAUCAAGGAUUUGAUGCUGGUGCUUGGAAGCAUUGAUUUGGUCAAUAUGGAGCCUAACGCGGAUAGUUUCACCCAAAAAAUCCGCCAGAUUGCCUCGACACUUCUUGAUGUACCAAAAAAUCGAAAGGGCUCGAUUGCGCUCCAACACGAGGAGUAUCUGUACAAAUUCCUCGACAUUCUCAGUAAGCUAGAGCGGGUCAGUCCGCAGAGCGCGGACCCGAACCAGGCGGUGGACGAUGAGACAGAGCUCAGGCAUUGGGCGGACUUGAGAGAGUAUCAAUUAAAAUUCCAGGAGCAAGGGGGUAUUUAUGGGUUCUCGUAGCUUUAAAAGGAAGGGCUACGGUGUACGAUUUGAUCUUGGAGGAACGAGGCGAACGACCGGGAUGAGGUUGGGCAGGGCUGUUUUGGCGUUAGCUGGGGAUAUGUCUUGAUAUUGCACUAAGCUGGGAUGGGAUGGGAUGGGAUGGAAUGGGAUGGGAAGGAAACACAUGUAGGUUACAGCUUUAAGGCUUUGCGAGCAUUCUAGUUGCAGCACACUCGUAUGAUUGUUGGAAGCGAAUCAGAGGGAUGCUUUUGAAUCAAUAUAAGAUAGUGUUCAGACA